This is a messenger RNA of Saxophila tyrrhenica, 1158 nucleotides long. RefSeq lists its product as uncharacterized. The record is from RefSeq and is a predicted model, not a curated record. The transcript has a single exon. NCBI's taxonomy places the organism in Eukaryota, Fungi, Ascomycota, Dothideomycetes, Mycosphaerellales, Extremaceae. The coding region runs from base 1 to 1158 and encodes 385 amino acids.
AUGGCCAUGGGUUCGUUGUAUACCGAUAACAGCAGAAAAACCCUGAGCUCUCGGAAAUCCGGGAAGCCAAACUCGUGGUCCAGAUACAUGAAAGGUGCAUCCUGGGUAUUCGCACAACAGGCUUGCUACAACCGACAUGCCAUCGUACUUACAAAUGCACCACCAGAUGUCUACAGCAAGCGGGUGCAUUCGAGUUAUCGCGAGAUUGAGGAACCUAUACUCAGGGGAUGUGAAGCUGGACGACAUACGAUCCAGAUCAAUUAUGUACAUCCAGCAGUCCCCGGUGCCGCCUGUUUCCGUUAUCAGACAUGGCCCAACAACCGGUCGUCCGAAUGGUUUAGCUUCCUAGAAUGCAUUGCGAUCAAAGAUAUAGUCAAGAAGAUCGUACAGCGUACUAAUCUUCGGCGAUUCGAAAAAGUAAAGGAAUUAGAGAAUGUGACACCUCCAUAUAUUGAGUCAGAGAAAUCGAUUUCUCCUGCUACCGUGUGUGAAGGCAGAAAGCAGGAGACUGCGCAGGAGAAGAAGGUAGCGAAACAACUCAAGGUCAAGAGGGAACAGCAGGCUGCGCGAGACAAAAAGGCGGCGAAGCAGCUUAAGGCCGAGAGGAAGCAGCAGGCGGCGCAACAGGCGGCGCAACAGGCGACACAGGAGCAGAGGGCAGCGAAAGGUCUCAAGGCUGAGAGAGAGCAGCAGGCUGCACGGGACAAAAAGGCGGCGAAGCAGUUUAAGGCCGAGAGGAAGCAGCAGGCGGCGCAACAGGCGGCGCAACGGGCGGCGCAGGAGCAGAGGGCAGCGAAACGUCUCAAAGCUGAGAGGAAACAGCAGGCGGCGCAACAGGCGGCGCAGGAGCAGAGGGUAGCGAAACGUCUUAAGGCCGAGAGAGAGCAGCAGGCUACGCGGGACAAGAAGGCGGCGAAGCAGUUUGAGGCCGAGAGGAAGCAGCAAGCAGCGCAACAGGCAGCGCAGGAGAAGGAGGUAGCGAAGCGAGUCAAGGCCGAGAGGGAGCAGCAGGCAGCGCGGGACAAGAAGGCGGCGAGACAACUCAAGGUGGAGAGGGAGCAGCAUGCAGCGCAACAGGCGGCGCAGGAGAGGAAGGCAGCGAAGCGACUCAAGGCCAAAGCUUUAAGCGCAAUCAUUCCGACCCAACAUACUCACUAG